Saccoglossus kowalevskii is the source of this 1142-nucleotide messenger RNA. RefSeq names its product nicolin-1-like. Gene Ontology annotation, cellular component: nucleoplasm. The record is from RefSeq and is a predicted model, not a curated record. Lineage: Eukaryota; Metazoa; Hemichordata; Enteropneusta; Harrimaniidae.
AAAAACGAGAACCAUCAUGGCGGCAAUAUUGUCUUGAUGUUUUCUUUCAAUCAAAACAGAAAACAUCGUUCAGUUUUUAUAGUUUAGUUUAUAGUGUUUGAAUCUGUCAAAUGAAAGAUGGCAUCAAAACCACUCAACUGCAUCGUUAAAAAACCCGUGGUGCUAAAAAUCGGUGAUCCAAGGACGGAAUUCAGUUCCGGUGCUGCAGUCAUUGAAAUUGCAAUGCCCAACAUAAAAUCUGUUGACCUUGGAGAAGUCACUUUCAAGAAUAAUUACACUGCUUAUUUAUCAAUCAAAGUCAGAUGCAGUUUCAAGAGUUCUGAAGUUUCGGGCAGAGAUACUAAAUGGAAAACAGUAUUGAGAAGAUAUCCCCUGAUGCCAGAUCCGCAUUGUGAACCAGGAAGUCAAGAUUAUUUUACAAUUUCUAGAAAGCAGAUGUUAGCCGAACCAAACAGAGUAGCAGCCGUGAGAUUUAUUCUACAGCAACCAUCACCAGUGUGGAGUCAUUUUAUAAUAGAAGACAUCAACCUCUAUGAGUACAAAGUAGAUGCACCCUCACCUGUCUCAUUACCUCAGUGGUUGCUAAGACACACUGGAGAUGAUGGUGACAAUGACAAUGAUACACAGGAUGAAGACAAGGAAGAAGAAAUUUAUUUAGAGGGCGUUCCUCCUAUUGACAAUAUCUCAUCAGGUCUUCAACAGCUAUGGGCUUUAACUGAAUCAGUGAGAGCCAAUCAAACAGCUGCAUCUUUAGGAAGAUAUGAUAUUGAUGGCUGUUAUGAAAUCAACUUACUCUCCUACACAUGAUAUAAGAUGUGACCUGGAAGUGGUACUAUGAGGUAUGGUGAAAAGGAUCCUGGUACUACCAAUGGUAUUCAGGCACCAGCUAGAUUAUACAGUGACAUGUCUAUAUACCUAAUCAUUCCAGUGUUAUUUUAAGACUACUAUAUGAACAUUUCAAAAGGGGGGGGGGGGGGUUGAGCCAAAUAGAAGAUUAUGUUUUAUAUCGAUAUGAUAAAGCUUCAUCAUUUCUAGAGAUGGUAGCUUAAGUUACGAUACCCGUUUGUUUUUGUAUGUGUGUAUAUCAGUUUAUACACUCUAAUCAGUUUGUCAGACUCUAAUCUUUUGAUUGCAGUGCAGCA